AAUAGAACAUUUUGAGGCCAUGCAAGAACAUUUUGGAGCUAAGACAUUUUUGAUAUAUGUAGAACCUGUGUUUAGCAAAACAGGAGAAACAAUUGGAGUAAACUAUAUGGGAAUGGAAAUAACAGAUCAGGUGAGAAAAAGAGAAAGAAUGGCUAAGCUAAGGGAAGAAAUUGCAGUUCAGAAAGCUAAGGAAACAGAACUUAAUAAAACCAUUCACAUUACAGAGGAGACUAUGAGAGCAAAACAAAUGCUGGCAACAAUGUCUCAUGAGAUAAGAUCACCACUUUCUGGUGUUGUUAGCAUGGCUGAAAUUCUUACUACAACAAAAAUUGACAGGGAGCAAAGACAGCUCUUGGAUGUCAUGAUAUCUUCAGGAGAUUUGGUUCUUCAACUUAUAAAUGACAUACUUGAUCUUUCCAAAGUUGAGUCAGGAGCUAUGAAAAUGGAAGCUACCAAAUUCAGGCCAAGAGAGGUAGUAAGGCAUGUACUCCAGACAACUGCAGCAUCAUUGCAGAAAAUGUUAACAUUGGAAGGAGAUAUAGCAUAUGAUAUACCUAUUGAGGUCACUGGAGAUGUUUUAAGGAUUCGGCAGAUUCUCACAAAUUUAGUCAGCAAUGCUGUCAAGUUUACACAUCAAGGCAAAGUUGGUAUAAACCUUUAUGUUGUUCCAGAACCACCAUUUGCCAAAUCAGAAGAAUGCCACCAAACGGAGACAGAAGACCAGUCAACUGUUUCUUCAAAUGGAUUGAAGGAAGAGAAACAUGCAUCAUCACUUUGUUUGAUCGACCUAUUGACUCAAUAUUCGUUUGACUACUGUGUUUAUGUUUUAAUAUUUGUUUUAAAUGGAUUACUUAGUUUUGUCCUCUGCAGUCUGCAUAUAUAAGUUUGUUUUUAACCCGAAUAAACCGCUAAAACAAACCCGCAAUCCGCACAAACCGAACCCGUCCAAACCGUGUUGAUAUUGGGCGGAAAUGGGCCUUCAUAUUUGAACCGUGGGUUGGACUGGGUGAGGGUUUUGGGCCCGAAACCGCCCGGCCUGGCCCGUUGUCCAGCC
Molecule: messenger RNA, 1054 nt
Organism: Lathyrus oleraceus (garden pea)
Lineage: Eukaryota; Viridiplantae; Streptophyta; Magnoliopsida; Fabales; Fabaceae
Product: histidine kinase 5
Exons: 5
Coding region: 20-883 (287 amino acids)
Biological process (GO): protein autophosphorylation; signal transduction
Cellular component (GO): plasma membrane
Molecular function (GO): histidine phosphotransfer kinase activity; phosphorelay sensor kinase activity
Source: RefSeq, a predicted model, not a curated record